Messenger RNA from Harpia harpyja (harpy eagle), 1905 nucleotides. It is a transcript of the gene C1QL4, whose product is annotated as complement C1q like 4. The record is from RefSeq and is a predicted model, not a curated record. The transcript is spliced from 3 exons. Bases 856 to 1557 code for a protein of 233 amino acids. Gene Ontology annotation, molecular function: protein binding. NCBI's taxonomy places the organism in Eukaryota, Metazoa, Chordata, Aves, Accipitriformes, Accipitridae.
UGCCGUCGAGCGGGGCGGGCGGAGCGGGGCUGCGGGCGCGGCGCGGUGCGGGCGGCGGCCCCGGCACGUGGCUCCCGGCGCCGCGGGCGGCAGCUCCAACACCGGCUCCGGUCCUGGUUGCAUCAUCGGCUCCGGUCUCGACUCCAACACCGGCUCCGGUCCUGGCUGCUGCAGGAGCUCCGGUCUCGACUCCGUCCCCGGCUCCGGUCUCAGCCCCUUCCCGGCUCCGCUCCCGCCUCUGUCACCGUCUCGGGUCCCGGCUCCGCUCCCGGCUCCGUUGGUGGCUCCGCUCCCGGUUCCAUCGUCGGCUCCGGUCUCGUCCCCUUCACCAGCUCAAGUCCCGGCUCCAGCCGCAGCUCCGCGCCCCUCGCCAGCCCCAGCCCUGCUGCUGUGACCGUCCCCGUGCCUGUCCCUGUCCCUGUCCCCAGCCCUGCUGCUGUUCCCACUCCCACCCCUGCUCCCAUCCCCACUGCCAGCCCCUCUGCCGGCUCCAUCCCCAGCCCCGCUGCUGUGACCAUCCCUAUCCCCGACCUCAUCCCUGUCCCCAUCCUCAUCCCUAUCCCCAUCUCCAUCCCUGUCCCCAUCCUUAUCCCCAUCUCCAUCCCUGUCCCCGUCCCCAUCCUCAUCCCUGCUCCCGUCCCCACGCCCAGCCCCGCUGCCGGCCGCAGCCCCAUCCCGCUCCAUCCCCGCUCCCAGCCCGGUCCCCGCCGGGGCGUAAGGCUCAGUGGGCGGCUGGGUGCCGUCCGCCCCCCCGGCAUCACCAUCGCUCCCAAGGGCGAGGAGGACCUGCUGGCGCUGGCCGCCUCCCGGCUGAGCCGCAGGAAGCGGGUGGCCGGGGCGGCCGUUGGCGUGGCCAUGGUGCUGGUGCUUCUGGUGGCCAUCCCGCUGCUGGUGCACAGCUCCAAGGCGGCCGCGCACUACGAGAUGCUGGGCAGCUGCCGCAUGGUCUGCGACCCCUACCCCGGCCCCGAGCUGCCCGCCGCCUCCCCGCCGCCCUUCCUGCCCGGCGCCAAGGGCGAGCCGGGGCGCAAGGGCCGUGCCGGCGUGCGGGGUCCCCCCGGACCACCGGGACCACGGGGGCCACCGGGCGAGCCGGGCCGGCCAGGGCCACCAGGGCCACCGGGGCCGGGUCCCGGGGGGUACAUCCCCUCCUUCUAUAGCCCCAAGAUCGCCUUCUACGCGGGGCUGCGGAAGCCCCACGAGGGCUACGAGGUGCUGCGCUUCGACGAUGUGGUCACCAACGUGGGCAACUACUACGAGCCCUCGAGCGGGAAGUUCACCUGCCCCCUGCCCGGCAUCUACUUCUUCACCUACCACGUCCUCAUGCGCGGCGGCGACGGCACCAGCAUGUGGGCCGACCUCAUGAAGAACGGGCAGGUGCGGGCCAGCGCCAUCGCGCAGGACGCGGACCAGAACUACGACUACGCCAGCAACAGCGUCAUCCUGCACCUGGACGUGGGCGACGAGGUCUUCGUCAAGCUGGACGGCGGCAAAGUGCACGGCGGCAACACCAACAAGUACAGCACCUUCUCCGGCUUCAUCAUCUACCCCGACUGAGCCCCCCCACCACCCCCCCCGACCACCCCGGCGUGGGGACGGGGCUGUGGGCAUUGGGGGGGGGUGUUGUGUUUGGAGGGGGGGUGUCCCAGCUCCCGCUGGUGUGACCGUCCCCCACGAUAGCGAUGGGUGUGAUGAGACACCCGCGAGGACACACGUGCCCCCCCCUCCACCGCACGCUGCCCCGCGCACCCCGCACCUCUUGGCUCCUCCACACUCCCCCCCCCCCAAAAAAUCACUCCCACGCCCCCAUCAGUGUCCCCCCACCCCCGCAUGCCAGCACCCCCAAGGGUGUCGGGGUGUCCCGCUGCUGUCCCCGUCCCCGCGGCCGAUCGUUGGGCUCCCUGU